This is a messenger RNA of Acomys russatus (golden spiny mouse), 901 nucleotides long. RefSeq names its product leukocyte immunoglobulin-like receptor subfamily A member 5. Gene Ontology annotation, molecular function: inhibitory MHC class I receptor activity. NCBI's taxonomy places the organism in Eukaryota, Metazoa, Chordata, Mammalia, Rodentia, Muridae. Gene Ontology annotation, biological process: cytokine-mediated signaling pathway. Bases 113 to 901 code for a protein of 262 amino acids. The record is from RefSeq and is a predicted model, not a curated record. The transcript has 5 exons.
UCCUCUUCCUGUGGGGCUGUUGGUGUGCUAACUUUGUCUCCCGGAACUCAGGCUAACAGACCACACCUUGCCUGACUGUUGUUCAAACCGCACAGCAGAAGAGUAGGUGGUGAUGGAAGACAGCAUGACUCUCACUCUCACUGUCCUGUUCAGCCUUGGGCUGAAUCUGGGCUACAAGAAAGCGGUACUGGCAGGGACUCUCUCUGUGCCCAUCAUCUGGGCUGAGCCAGAUUCUGUGGUGAAGUGGGGGACAACUCUGAGCAUCUGGUGCCAGGGAGACUUCGAGGCUCUGGAGUACCAUGUGGAGAAAGCAGGAAGCCUGUCACCCUUGUACAGACAGCAUUCACUGGAGCACAAGAACAAGGUCAAUUUCUCCAUCUCAUUCUUAUCGGACCGUCAUGGAGGGCGGUAUCGUUGUUACUAUCUGAGCCCUGCUGGCCAGUCAGAGCUCAGUAACCCUCUGGAGCUAGUGGUGACAGGAUUCUACAGAAAACCCACCCUCUCAGUCUUGCCGAGCUCUGCAGAAACCUCAGGAGGGAAUAUGACCGUUCAGUGUGGUUCCUCGCUGGGAUACGACAGGUUCAUUUUGACUCGGGAAGGAGAACACAAGCUAUCCAGGACAAUAAGUGCACAGAAUGCACCUAAAGGGCAGUUCCAGGCCCUGUUCGCUGUCGGUCCUGUGACGCUCAGCCGGAAAUGGACGUACAGAUGCUAUGGCAAUUACAAGAGCAAUCCAUAUGUGUGGUCAGAAUCCAGUGAUCCCUUGGACCUCCUAGUGUCAGAUUCACACGCCCAGGAUCACAGAGUGGAGAACCUCAUCCGGAUCACUUUGGCUACUUUGGUUCUGGUGACUCUUGGAAUUCUUGUGUGUCAUGCUUGCCACAUCCGGAAAAGGACAUGA